This is a messenger RNA of Leptopilina heterotoma, 2128 nucleotides long. Its product is annotated as palmitoyltransferase ZDHHC2-like. Gene Ontology annotation, cellular component: endoplasmic reticulum; Golgi apparatus. Gene Ontology annotation, biological process: protein targeting to membrane; synaptic vesicle maturation; peptidyl-L-cysteine S-palmitoylation. The coding region runs from base 722 to 1801 and encodes 359 amino acids. Gene Ontology annotation, molecular function: protein-cysteine S-palmitoyltransferase activity. Lineage: Eukaryota; Metazoa; Arthropoda; Insecta; Hymenoptera; Figitidae. The transcript is spliced from 10 exons. The record is from RefSeq and is a predicted model, not a curated record.
CGAAAAUCGAAACAAGAGAAUUUUGAUCAAUUAAACAUUCGUAUAAGAUUCGCGCCUUAUCAUAACCUCAAAAUGUACGCAAAUACAAAUAUGUUAACUUUCAGACUUUCAGAAGAAGAAGAAGUUUAGAACGUUUAUAAAUUUGUUUUAAAAGAAAUUUGUUUUAAAAUCGUAAAAUUAAAGGAAAAAUUUGAAUAUUACUUUUUUAUUUAAAAAAAAACGCGCAUGAGCACUAGCGACAAGUAGAAAAAUUAUUUCUGUCAGUCGUGUUGUCGAAGUCAAAGAAUGUGGAUUGCUUCGAUGAAUUUCUUAUGAUAACGUGCGAUAUUAAUACAUAUAUUAAGAGUAGAGAUUGUUAAAUAUUAUAUCGAUGUCAAACGUGAAAAUAAAGACAACGCCUCGAAUAAAUUUGACUGAGAGUUUACGUCAUAAUCCGCGUGAGGAAAAAUUCAUGAUUGUCUGAUGUAAGAAAUUUUUUUCUCGUAUUUUUAUUUUUUUUUUUCGAAACAUUUUUCGAAAAUUUUUCUCGUCUCCCUGCUGUGCGCUCUUUUCUUUCUUUCUCUCUCAUAUGUAUAAUAAAUAUUUAUGUACAUAAAAAAUAUAGAAAAAGAGGCAAAGUGCCUAUGAAAAUAUGUAUUAGUUAUAUCGUAAUGUGUGGUGAAUAUAGUGAAAAAAAAGUGUGAGUGUGUAAUUUUUUUUAAAUGAAAUUGCAAUUGACAAAAUGAGUAAACAAAACGGAUCAUGUUGGUGGUGUUUGAAGGCAGUCAAAUGGAUUCCAGUUAUCUUUAUUUUAACAACCGUUGGCUGGUCUUACUACGCUUAUAUAGUUCAAUUCUGCUUUUAUACUCUUGAGAGUGCAGUGCAAAGAGUUUUCUACCUGAUUUUCUUCCACGCGCUGUUUGCGAUGUUUACCUGGUCGUAUUGUCAAACUGUCUUCACAGAAUUAACUCCAAUUCCUGAUAAGUUUAAAAUACCGGCAGUCGAAAUGGAGAAACUUUUAACAGCUGAAACGGAGGAUAUUAUAAGGCAAAUUUUGGAUCGUUUAGCACAGGAUCUUCCGAUAACGAAUCGAACCGUUAAAGGGGUUGUGCGCUAUUGCGAGCAGUGUUAUGUUGUAAAGCCAGAUAGAGCGCAUCAUUGCAGCGUUUGCGGGACGUGCGUUUUGAAAAUGGAUCAUCAUUGUCCCUGGGUGAAUAAUUGCGUUGGCUUCCAUAAUUAUAAAUUCUUCAUGUUAUUCUUAGCUUACGCAUUUUUAUAUUGCACAUUUAUUACUGCCACGACACUGGAGUAUUUUGUGCGCUUUUGGAAGAAUGAUUUACACGAAACGGUCAAGUUUCAUGUUCUUUUCUUGUUUUUUAUUGCAAUAAUGUUUGCAGUAAGUCUCAAUUCACUUUUCUUCUACCAUUGCUACCUCAUUUUACGAAACAGAUCGACACUAGAGGCUUACAGACCGCCAAUGUUCCGCAGUGGACAAGAUAAAAACGCUUAUAGCCUUGGAAAGUAUAAUAAUUUUCAAGAAGUAUUUGGAGACAAUACACGUCUCUGGUUCCUACCAAUUUUCACUAGUCUUGGCAAUGGAGUCAACUAUCCACUUCGCCUACAAGACGAUGGUGCCCCGAAUUCAUACAACUCGAUGGGCAACACUCAAAACAGCUUUGGCGAUGGGAUUUCCUUCCCCGAGAGGCUCGCCGAUGAAGACACCCACACGCUUCUCGGCGUGGAGGUUCAACGGUGGGGAGAGGAGACCGAACUCGACUCUCCACCUCUCUCCUCCAGGUCUCGUGAAGCACUGCUGUCUUAGGACCUUCAGUUGAAGUAAGUCAGCGUCUUGUGGAUCCUGCCGAUGUCGUCUGAGUGCCGAGAUUUCAAUAAAUAAAAUUCGAUCGGAGAUUGUUUUUUCUAAAAAAUCUCCUCUCUGCACAAAUCGUAAAAAAAAUAUUUCAAUGCCUUUUGUCGAAAUGAAAAAAAAAGAAGAGGCAAAUUAUCAUUAUCAGAGUUGUGACGUUUUAUUUUUCUAUCAAUUAACGUUGUUUUCAGUGAUAAACAAUAUUAAUUGAGAGGAAGAGAGAAAAAAAAAGAAACGAGUGAAAUAGAAAUUAUAAAUAGGGUCAGUUGGGGUAAAUGUAAA